Papilio machaon (common yellow swallowtail) is the source of this 1140-nucleotide messenger RNA. RefSeq names its product D-arabinitol dehydrogenase 1. Bases 86 to 1114 code for a protein of 342 amino acids. NCBI's taxonomy places the organism in Eukaryota, Metazoa, Arthropoda, Insecta, Lepidoptera, Papilionidae. Gene Ontology annotation, molecular function: zinc ion binding; oxidoreductase activity. The transcript is spliced from 10 exons. The record is from RefSeq and is a predicted model, not a curated record.
ACGUUAUCAUCUGGUCUUCACUCCAUCGCAGAGACUCUGUCACUUUACACGCGCCACCGGUCCGCUCUCAGGUAUAGUUAUCAACAUGGAGGCACUCGUGUUUGAUGGGAAGUCCCUGACCCUCAAGUACGACCCCAAGUACCCGAUCCCGCAACUUGUCAACGACGAUGACGUCAUCGUAAAAGUGGAGUACUCGGGAGUCUGCGGAACAGACCUCCACAUCAUUCAGGGUGAGUUCCCGGCCUCCAAGGAGCGCCCCCUGCCGCUGGGGCACGAGUUCAGUGGGACGGUGCACGAAGCGGGGAAGGCCGCCGUCUUCAAGAAAGGACAGAAAGUCGUCGUCGAUCCCAACAGAGCGUGUGCGCUGUGCAGCUUUUGUCGUGCGGGCAACUAUCAGUACUGCCUGACGUCUGGUAUCAACAGCACCGUGGGCAUCUGGCGCGACGGCGGCUGGGCGCGCUACGUGCGCGUGCCCCAGGACCAAGUCUAUGCCCUUCCGCCACAGAUUACCACCGAACAGGCUGGUCUCUGCGAGCCUUACUCGUGCGUGUCCCACGGCUUCGACCGCGCCUCGCCUCUGCCAGUGGGCAGCAGGAUCCUCAUCGUGGGCGCUGGUAUUAUAGGCAACCUGUGGAUUACGACGCUGCACCACCACGGCCACCGCGACGUCACCGUGUCCGAGAUGAAUUCCUCCAGGCUCGAAAUCGUCAAGAAGCUCGACACGGGCUUCAGGCUGAUCACGCCCGACGUGUUGGCCGCUGAAAAGGAAUUGUAUGACGUCAUCAUUGACUGCACAGGUGUCGGCAAAGUAAUGGAGAUAAGCUUCAACUACUUGAGACACGGCGGAAAGUACGUGCUGUUCGGCUGCUGCCCGCCCACACAUCAAGCCUCAGUGAAUCCUUUCCAAAUCUACGACAAGGAGCUGACGAUCAUCGGCGUGAAGAUCAACCCUUUCAGCUUCCCUAAGGUCAUCGGCUGGCUGCAGGCCAUGGGCAGCAGGUACCUGGACUAUAAGAAGCUCGGCGUGCAGACAUUCAAACUGUCGGAGUACGAGCAGGCGCUGCAACACCUCAAGGCCGGUACCAUCUCGAAGGCGAUCUUUAAAAUUGACUAGUUAAUAAAUUGUUUUUUCCUUAUCAA